AUGGCCGACCCCGCAUGGCAAAACGUGAAAUACGUUGCGAGCAUACCAAGGCUGGAAACAAAGUUUUCGAGCUCGUUUUCUGUUUGCGAUCUUCACUUCCACGAUGAUGACAUCUUGAAGGUGUUCGAGUUCAACGUUUGUGGUGAUGUGGUAGCGAUACCGUGCGACAAAUGGGCACUGAAGCAAGACGCCGUGCCUCACCAGUUCCCGAGUUGUCCUAAGUAUCUUUUUAAACCGACACGGAAACGCAAAGCACCUACUCGCAGAUUGUACCCGGCAAAAAGCAAGCGCCGAAAAGAACAAGGUGAGCGGUCGAUUGCAGCAGUUCAAGGCGAGUCGAAUGCUGUACUUGUUAGUGUGGAGGACACAUUGAAGACCGCUGGAGAGGCUCAUCGAUCAAACAAAGCUAGCUCGAGCAAUGAGAUUCAGGCUAGGCUACUGGAAAUGACAUUUCCAUGUGUUACUCCUGACCAAAUGAGUGAUGAGCACAGCUACUUCAGAGGUUCACCAAACAACAGUGUUGCGUAUUACCUAUCUGGGUAUGUUGGUCACAAAGUGAGCAAGCGCACAGAGUGCGAGUUGUGCCUGCAUGACAUUAGUUCAGCAACCCCUGUCGUCGGUUCUGACGCGUACUUGACCAUGUAUCGGAGCUUCAAGGAAGGCAGCCUGAGGCACCCCAGCAUCAAGAGCCUACACUUCGUGAGAGUUCUAUAUGAAUCAGUUUCACUUUCUCUUGAUGAGGAAGGUAUCUGUGGGUGCUUGUUUUGGAAGGUCCUGGACGAGCUGGAUAAGAGCAGUCUAACGCGGCUGGGUUGUAAUCAGCACAAGCCCACGUUCAUGUGCCAAGUGUUGUCUUUGUUUAUUGUCACGCGGAGGCAUUUUUACGCGAGGGAUGUCAAUCGUCGCCUUCAAAUUCUCGAGAAAGUCUCCAUCGCCGGCAGAAAAGCUCGUCUAUUAUAA
Ixodes scapularis (black-legged tick) is the source of this 960-nucleotide messenger RNA. RefSeq lists its product as uncharacterized. The record is from RefSeq and is a predicted model, not a curated record. The transcript is spliced from 2 exons. Lineage: Eukaryota; Metazoa; Arthropoda; Arachnida; Ixodida; Ixodidae. The coding region runs from base 1 to 960 and encodes 319 amino acids.